CGGUUCUCUAUUCCUCCUCUCACUGUGAACUCUCCACCCAUCAAAGUACAUCUCGGUAAUGUUAUCAGGAGAGGAGGACGUCUUGUGAAAAAAACAACCCUGAGGAUGAGGGUAGUCUAUCAUGUGGCACCUCAACCACCUGCUUCAAAUUCAAGGGGUUGGUUGGUUAAGGUCACAGAAGGUGAAGCUCUACUGCACAAAACUCAUAUCAUGUUACAUCCUCUCUCUGAAACCCCAUUCCCAAAAAACCCGGUAGCUAACCCAUUAUUACCAAAGGAAUUGAACUUACAUGAUUUUCGGGUAUCUGAGUUGUCGAGAACUUAUCACACUCCUUACACUUUUCCGGUGGCAGUGUCCUUGAAUUCUGAUUGUCCUGCACUUAUGAUGAUUGUUGAAGGAAAAUUGUACCACUGCAAAUUAGGUGUUGAUGGUGAAAUUCCAAAGUGCAAGGAAAUUGAAAGUCUCAUCUCCUCGAUCAAAUAUGUAGAUGUUAUUUGUCAUGAGGGGAAGUUCUAUGUUGUCUCCGUUGAUGGGAGAACUGUAGUGGUUGAUUCUUCUCUGACUGCUAAGAUGAUUGCAACCCCGAUAAGUGCUCCUGUGAUUCCUAGAAGUGUUCCUGCUUGCAUUCGCAAGAGGUAUUUGGUUGAGUCAUUCGGAGAACUACUUUUAGUUAUAUAUCUGGCCACUACAACAGAAUGUAGGCAUCUUUCAGAACUUGGUGUUACAUUCGAGAUUUUUAAGUUGAAUGCAGCUGAGAAGCAAUGGGUCGAGAUGGCAACUUUGGAUGAUCGAAUAUUGUUUGUGGGUGAAGACAGCUGCUUCUCUGUGCUUGCUCGAGACUUUCCUGGUUGCAAAGGGAACUGCAUUUAUUUCUACGAUCCUUGCUCACGUAGAUGUAAGUAUCGUUCGCAACCACGAAUAUUCAGUAACAUUGGAGUGUUCGACAUUGAUGGCGGUGGCAGUGGCAGUAAUCGUUCACCUCGGGUGUAUUUUCUUGAUGAUGGCGGUGACAGUGCAAAUAUCUUUUGCCUACCCCAAGAUUUGGCCUUGGCAUGAUUAAUGUGAAGCUAGCUGGAUGGCAGUAAUGGGUUUUGACUCAGAUCGAACUCGAAAUGCAUCGAUUAUAGGCCUAUAUAUGAAUGUUUGUAAUAUCAUCCUUGGGGUAAUUCUUGACCUAUGAGGAUUAUGAAGAUACUAUUCUCUAAUAAGGAAGAUUCUCUUGUAUGCUGUUUCUGUUCUUCAAAUGAGACCAUGGUUGAGUCUUCAAAUAGAGUUCCUUCUUCCGGUGAUCACAAAUUGCCGACGAACUGUUUGUUGAAAAAGGUACUUCAUAUGCAUUUUUCUUUUUCUUUUAUAAAUCUUAUGCUAGAUGAC
Messenger RNA from Rosa rugosa (rugosa rose), 1374 nucleotides. RefSeq names its product F-box protein SKIP23-like. NCBI's taxonomy places the organism in Eukaryota, Viridiplantae, Streptophyta, Magnoliopsida, Rosales, Rosaceae. The transcript has a single exon. The record is from RefSeq and is a predicted model, not a curated record. Bases 106 to 1056 code for a protein of 316 amino acids.